Polistes canadensis is the source of this 1993-nucleotide messenger RNA. RefSeq names its product leucine-rich repeat-containing protein 4B-like. The transcript has 4 exons. The record is from RefSeq and is a predicted model, not a curated record. Lineage: Eukaryota; Metazoa; Arthropoda; Insecta; Hymenoptera; Vespidae. The coding region runs from base 373 to 1590 and encodes 405 amino acids. Gene Ontology annotation, molecular function: protein binding.
UCUUACAAAUAUUAUACAUGUAUACGUGUGCGUGCAUGAAUGCGUUCUGCGCGCGCAUUAUAUAUUUAUGUAUGUGUAUGUAUUUAUUUAUGUAUAAAUACAAAAUUUGGGAGAGGCUUAUUUAAUACUUAACAUAUCGGACACACAUAUUAAUAUAUCUAAAUGCAUAUAUGUAUACAUGUGUGUACAUGUGUACGUAUAUAUGUAACCAAAGAGAUAAGAUUACAUGUCUAUCGCGAGUGUUCUUCUUCUCGUGUAUGCCACCUCUAUUAAAACCGUCUCUUUCGUUCUAUCGAGCUACAAAUCGUGUCGAGCCGUAAUAAUGAGACAACAAAGUAUCUUCUUACGCUUCUCUAUUCUGUGAAACUCGAUAUGAAUUGCCGGAUAAUCGCAAGUUCGCGUUUUCUCGCGAUCCUUGGCUCGAUCACUAUCCUUUCCUCUCUCGUUCUUGCCGAUUAUUCUUGUUCGGUUCUCUGUGAUUGUGACAUUUGGUACAGUUUGAAACGUGCCAGUUGUGUUGGACAACGUAUUUACAGUAUUCAUACCGGUGCACCCAAUUUUAUACAAGCUUUAGAUUUAUCAGACAAUUCGAUAUCUUCUUUAGGAGCCGGUGAACUUGCAGAUGCCGGGUUGACAAAUCUGAAAUAUCUAAAUUUGUCACAAAAUGCAAUCAGUGAUAUUAGUUUAGAAGCUUUUUCUAAGAUCACCGAGCUGACAGUAUUAGAUCUUUCAAGAAAUCAUCUCUAUCAUCUUCUCCCAGACAUCUUUCUUGAAACCAAGAAUCUACGUGUAUUGAAAUUAUCCAGGAACAAUUUUAACACACACGUACCGAAAUUGCAAUGCCCAUGGUUGACGGAAUUGGAUAUGCGCUCGUGUCAAAUCAGUCACAUACCUUUGGACACGUUCGCUGGACUGACUCAUCUUCGAAGCCUCGAUCUCACAAACAACUUGAUGAUUCAGCUAGAUAACGUUAUCCUCGAGCCCUUGCAUUUCUUAAGGAAACUAUUGUUGGAAGGAAAUCCAUGGUCUUGCAAUGGAAUAAUAUACGAUCUGGAAAAUAAUCUACGUUUGAGGCACGUGGAAUAUGACCCGAUUUGCAAUAAAACAUCGCAAGGGCCAAAGAAAUUCGAGAAGAUGAUAUUGAAGCCAUUGAUGGAUUCGAAAGUUCGUACGCAUUCUUCAAAGGAUUAUGUAAAGUUCAAGGAAAGUCCUAAAUGCAAUAACGAAAUUCAAAAUUCUUCUAUUACUUUAACUAACGAUUUACAAACGACUAACAAAACGUACUCGUCCAUGACACCCUAUUGGUUUUUAAUUAUGGGAUUUUUAUUUGGUUGUGCUACGGGCAUAUUAGUUUGUUAUUUGUAUUUUUGGAAAAAAUCCAUAUGUUGCUGUCGCGAAGACAAUUAUCAUGCUCAUACGACGUACGACGAUCCUCAAAGAGUUUCUCUACUUCGUAAUCAAUGGCACGUAGCAACAACAGGGCCUACGCUCAAUUCAAGUCAAACAAUAUCCUGUCCAGGUACUCCUCCGCCACCGUAUCGUGAAGUUAUGUUACGACCGGGACUUUAUAGAGCCGCAACUCCAAUUUAAAUAACAAUACUACCGGAUACGGUACGUGAUCAAAGUAACGUUAGAAAAAAUGGGACUUCUCUAUAUUACGCACCAUCGUAUAAUAAUAUUCAUGUCAAUUAAUAAAUCGAUUUAUCGUGCUUUCAUCAUCGCAGUAUAUUACACGGGCAGAUUGAAAAGUUUUGAGUCCCGACAAAUGACAUAUUAGUUUUAAAUAAAAAUUCAUCGGGAAAAACUUCUUUCUAUGUUAGGUUCAAAAUUUAUCAAUUCAUCCACGUAUGUUUUAUAAACUAAAACAUUUUUUUUUUCUAUUUUGUGCAUACCUUAGAUAAAAAUUAUAAUAGUACGAGUUGUUAAAAUUUGAUAAAAAACGAAGUAAAAAUUACACAUAUUAGAGAGAUAACAUUCGACAUGAUUAAAAGUA